Messenger RNA from Lathyrus sativus (Indian pea), 1641 nucleotides. Lineage: Eukaryota; Viridiplantae; Streptophyta; Magnoliopsida; Fabales; Fabaceae. The record is from the annotation of a GenBank genome assembly.
AUGGAUGACAUGGAGCAAGCCAAUGAAAAUAACCGAGAGUUUCUGUUAGAGCAGCUUGCUCAGGCGUUUCUUGAAUUGGAAGCUCAGACGGGCUCUUCUGAGGAUAAGGUUCAAUGGGUUGAAAUUAAGCAACAUUUUUCUGACCUUGAGACGAUAUUGAACAAGAAACAUGAAGAGCUGCAGGCUAAGGAGAGGGAGUACGAAGGGAAACAAUUAGAAACAAAUACAAUACUCACACAGAGAAAGGCGGCAGUUACUUCAAAAGAACAGGAUCUAUUAGAUCGUUUGCAGGAGCUUAAAGAUGCCGCUGUAGCUUCCAUUGUAGAGGCUCGUGCAAAUCACCAGACUGCACCUUUGGAGUUUGUGUAUGAUGGGGAGAACAAAGAUAAUAAGGUAAGUAGUUCCCCCGAGAACUCUCCAUAUAAGUCUGGUGAAAAGUCUGAAGAUGUGGCUAAUGACGUUACGCCACUUCUAGAGAUAAAAAUAUUUUGUGAGAAAAUGGAUGGGAAUGGUCUUCUGGAUUAUGUUGUGGCGCAUAAGAAAAAAGUGUCUGUUUUUCGUGAAGAAAUUUCUGUUGCAUUAGAAAGUGCAAUUGAUCCAGCACGUUUGGUGCUAGAUUUACUAGUGGGGUUUUAUCCCGCCAAUGACACUACCCAACAAAAAGAUAAAAUGGGUGCUGCCCUUCAGGGCAAGCGCAAAUCCUGUAUUCUAAUUUUGGAAGCCAUGGCCAGUUUAUUGGCAAGGGCUGACCCAGGUGCAGAUCACCUUUUGAACCCUGAAACCAAGCAGCAAGCCAAGGCAAUUGCUGAUGAGUGGAGGCUCAAGUUAGCUAGUGCAGACAUUGAUGCUGCCAAUGGAAACUCAUUGGAAGCAGAGGCAUUCUUACAGCUUCUUUCAAUUUUUAGGAUUGCUUCAGAGUUUGGUGAGGAAGAACUCUGCAAGCUUGUACUUGCAGUUGCUCAGAAUAGGUCGGCACCUGAGCUCUGCCGCUCUAUUGGGUUAACUCACAAAGUACCAGCUCUUGUCGAAAUAUUAAUCAACAACGAGAAACAGAUUGCGGCUGUACAUUUUAUUCAACUCUUCCAGCUCCAAGAAAGCUUUCCCCCUGUGCCUCUCCUGAGGACAUACCUCAAAAACCAAAGGAGAAAUUCACAAGUAAAGGCUGAUAAUGUGCGUGAUAUUGCUACUGCAAAGAUUGAUGCCAAUGCACAAGAGCUUGCUGCGCUGAGAGUUGUAAUUAAGUGCAUCGAAGAAUACCAGUUCGAAUCCGAGUAUCCACUUGACACACUUCAUAAAAGGGUUCAUCAACUAGAGAAAGCAAAGACAGAAAAACGGAGAGGUGGAGAGUUUUUUAAACGUCCACAACAAUCAAAGAGGCCAAGGCCGAAUGAGAGGCAUUUCCCUCUCCGAUCUUCUGGUCGUGGUGGCGGUGCUUCAGGUGUUGUUACAGGUAGGCAGUUACCCCCAGUUAGGACAGCAUAUGCAGGAACUGCUGAUCGAUAUCCCCAUUAUGCUGCAGUCGCACAUAAUUAUCAAGUUCCAGGCCAAGCUAUGUACACUCCGCAGCCUAGUGCAGCUCCUUCUAACUAUGGUCGAUAUAUAGGUAGUAGUUUGCAAUCCUCACACCAGCAUUACAUGUGA